GCCCGCAGGACACGCUCAUCUGGCGCUUUCUGCUCGGCAGCGCGCCCACGUGGCUGCUCAAGAAGGCGGCGGCGGAGGCUGCUGCCCACGAGGACCUCAUGCUCGUCGGCGGCGAGGACGAGAUGGAAUACAGUCACGUGGGCGACGCGUAUCGAUUUGCUGAGCGAUACCAACCCAGAGAUCCGGAAGAUUGUGCGCGCGCUGCGCGCGGCCGCUCAGUCGAUGACGUUCGACUUCGUUGCCCAGGUUGAUGACGAUUCGUUUGUGAACCUGCCGAUCUUGUUUGAGAUCCUGGAGUACCUGCCCAAAGAGCGAGUCUACGUAGGGAACAUGAUCGACACAGUGCCGCAGCGGGGGGGUCUGAGCAAGAUCGUCACGCCAGAGUACAGCGUGAACAUCUACCUCGCCGCGCCCUCGAAGGUGCCUGUUUUUGCCCACGGAAUGGGAUUCAUCGUCUCCUCAGACGUCGCCCUGCUCAUGGCCAACAUGGGCCUCCGGCUGAAGUCAAGGGCGAACGACGACCUCAUCCUGGGCGUGUGGUUCCGCAACGUCGAGCACCUCUAUUACCUCCACUACUGGAUCUGGAUGUUCGACCACGAGGAGUUCGGCGGCAUGUUCGCGAUGCCGUGCGACGAGCAGGCCAUUCUUGUCCACAGGAGUGCCACGUGUGCGGCCCGGCCGCGCCGCUGAUGACCGACGACCCCGACCUGAGCCCUCGCGCGACGAGGACACACUCCCCUCACGCCACAAUGAGACGUACUGGCAAUGUCUGUCGUGCUUUCCAUGUUGCUGCUCCACUUCGUUUUCCUCUCCUGCUGCUGCUCCCUCUCAUCCUCCUCCUCAUCCUUCUGCUCCUCCUCCUGUUCCUCC
Molecule: messenger RNA, 870 nt
Organism: Prorocentrum cordatum
Lineage: Eukaryota; Dinophyceae; Prorocentrales; Prorocentraceae
Source: the annotation of a GenBank genome assembly